CUGCGGUACCUCUCCACCGACUCCAGUUUCUUGAGGUCGAUCACGUCAUUAGGCAUGGGACCCAGAGGAGGGGUCCGUUUGCAGAGGGCCACUAUCAUGAGGAAACACCCCAGAGAGGUAUCUGGUCUGUGUUCAGAGAUGGAGUCUCAGAAUCCAAACCUGACCUGCAUAAUCUGCUUUGAGCGGUUCAGGUACCCAGUGACCAUCCCCUGUGGCCACACCUUCUGUCAGAGGUGCAUCACCACUCACUGGGACACCAAGAGCAAGGCUGACAUCGGACCUCACUGCCCCAUCUGCAACGAGCCCUUUGAGAAAAGGCCCGUCCUCAAACGCAAUGUGUCCCUGUCAGUCCUGACUGAGGCUGCAAACAGCAGCGGCCCCCCCAGCAGAGAGUUGCUCCUGAGGGGGGGUGAAGCGGCUAAAGCCAUGCUGCUGUGUGAGCGCCACAAAAAGCCUCUGGUGUAUUACUGCAGGCAGGACAAGAUGUCCGUUUGCUGCGAGUGUGGCAUCUCAGAGUGUGUGACCCAUGAGAAGGUGCUGCUGGAGGCAGAGAGGGAGAACCAGGAGCUGCUGCUGGAGAGGAAGAGCAAGGAGGUGGGGAAACUCAUCGAGGAGACACAGAAAAGUAUCAGUGAACUGGCUGAGAACAUUAACCAGGCUAAGGUGACUCUUGAGCAGACCUCAGCCUGGGUCAGUAUGAAGUUCUCCACGCUGCUGAAGGUCCUGGCUGAGAAGCAGCAGGCCACGGAGCUGUUCGUCGACGAGCAGAGGGAGGCCGCCAUCACUGAGGCCGAGGCCCGGCUCUCUGAGCUGCAGGAGAACAACCAGAGACUCAAAGAGAGCCAAGAACAGAUAGCAGCUCUGCACCAGCUCCCCGACACAGAGCUCAUCAAGUUUCCUCUCUCUCCUCAGGAGUCUCUGCUCGUAGAAGUUCCUCGUUUUAAGGACGUCCCCACAGACGUGUCCCCCAACCUUCAGGACCGCUUGAACGGGGUCACGGACGUGUUGUCCCGGGUCUCUAAGCUGGUGUCGGAGGACCUGGACAAAGCUGUGAGCGUGGCUGUGGGUCAGGACAGAGACGGUUCUCCUCAGGACAAGAGGCCGAUCCUCGCUGUGGUUCCCAGUCCAGCUGCUCCGUGUCACCCUGGGGGGAAGGAGGGCCUCAGCGCCUACCGAUGCUCUCUGACCUUUGACCCCCGUACGGCCAACGGGCACCUGUUUCUGUCCCAGGAGAACCGGCGGGCGGAGCACCUGACCUCCGGGCCCCGCCACGUCCCAGCUCACGAGGCCCGCUUCGAUCACACCUGGCAGGUGCUCUGUUUUCAGGGCUUCACCCGAGGACAACACUACUGGGAGCUGCAGGUGUCCAAGCCCUGGGCCUACCUGGGGGUGACCUACGAGGCCAUUCCCAGGAAGGAGAAGGGGAAGAGGUGCAUGGUGGGAAUGAACGAACUGUCCUGGAGCCUGCAGCUGGACGAGCAUCAGCUGAGCGCCUGGCACAACGGGCGGAGGGAGACCCUGGGGGGCCACUCCCAGCACAGCCGCAUCGGGAUGCUGCUGGACUAUGAGGCGGGGACGCUGACCUACUACGGAGACGGAAAGACCAGGCUCCACGCCUUCCACUGUAUCUUCACCCAGGAGCUCUUCCCCGCCUGCUGGAUCGGGGAGGGGGUCAGCAUCACCCUCUGCUCAACAUGAGGAGACUGAAGAAGACCCCCCCCCCCCCCCCCCUACAUGAGGAGACUGAAGAGGAGAGCUCAGCACAGAGGACCCCCCCCCCCCCCCAAAUCAUUUUAUUCUUUUUACUGUGACUUCCUUCUUUGUUUUCAGCAGAACUAACUGUGAUGGACUCGGCCCUUCACUCAUUGUGUCCUCACAUGUAACAAAGACAGAGCUAAUGAAAGGUCAAAGGUCAUGAAGGUCCUGAGCUCCUGCUUUCCUUUGGUUUGUUUUCUCUUCUUAUGAUUUUAGAUAGAAGCUCAGAGUCACAUGAUCAUUGAUUCUGAAACACCUGAUCCUGUCUGUUCCUCUGAGCUGGAGAUUGUAACAACAACAACAAACUCCUCCUGGACCUCAGGCGUGUUGAACUUUAGAGACUCACCUGAGCCGAGUGGAAACCUGUUCUCCAGGUCUUCGGUCAGAGAAUUUGUUUAGUUCAGGUCUCCAGAUAAAAACUAAAGCUGAUGCUGAUGAACUUUCUUCAGAGUCCAGAUGUGACAGGUGUGAACCAGUCAAUCAUGUGAUCAGGACAAUGAGCUGUUAAAAGUACAAUCUCCUCAGUGACAACGGGAUGAAAGCACACACUGAACUGUCUUCACCCUGUCAUGGAACCUGCUGAUGUUUUUAAUUGACUUAAGAGUUGUUUUUAAAUCAUGAGCUCUUAACGAGCAGAGCUGUGAACACUGGGGCCCCUGAGGCUCCUGAGGCCCCUGACACAAGCUUCAGUCUUUGGGACUCUGCAGACAAGAACUACUGACUGUGAGAACCCCCCCCCCCCCCGCUGUGUUAAUCUGUAAUGAAGCAAUAUUGAGAUGUUCAGUGUAGAAAUAAAACAGACGUUUCCA
Molecule: messenger RNA, 2564 nt
Organism: Seriola aureovittata
Lineage: Eukaryota; Metazoa; Chordata; Actinopteri; Carangiformes; Carangidae
Gene: trim65
Product: tripartite motif containing 65
Exons: 8
Coding region: 55-1698 (547 amino acids)
Molecular function (GO): protein binding; zinc ion binding
Source: RefSeq, a predicted model, not a curated record